AAAUCUCCAAAACAUCUCAAAAUCAAGACCCUUUUUUUUCCUACCCAAUCUUUUUGCUUUAUCGCUGCCGCUAGUGGACUCACGAGGGUCAGAUACUCUUUCGAAUUCCCGUGAAGAAGCCCAAUUAUACAUUCUCCGAGACAACAACACGCUGAAAUCGGAGCUCGGUCGGGAUUGAAGUUGAAGAGUAACCAAAAAUGGCGGAUGAGAAGGACGCUUUUUAUGUUGUGCGGAAAGGGAACAAUGUUGGGGUGUAUAAAAGCAUAAGUGAUCUUCAAGCAGUUCUUCGAUCUUCUGUAAACGACCCUUCUGUAAGUGUGUUUAAGGGGUAUGGUUUGUCUAGAGAAGCUGAGCAAUACGUUUCCUCUCAUGGACUAAAAAAUGCAAUUUAUUCUAUUGAUGCCGGUAAUGUUCAAGACGAUCUUUUUGGCAAAGUUGUCGCUUGCCCUUUUCGGCAUCCAAAUUCUUCUAAAGACAAGGCGGGUUGCAAGAAUCAUUUAGAGAAGAUGCCACAGCAGGAUGUUGUUGGAUCAGCUUCAUUUCCCAUAAGUCCUCAGCAAAAGCAUGCCAAAUUGGAUUUCCUUCAAGUUCCACCAGUUUCUUCUUAUUGUGUAAGUUUCUGUCACAGUUCCUGUAUUAUUGAAUUUGAUGGUGCUUCAAAGGGAAAUCCUGGACCAGCUGGUGCAGGGGCUGUACUGCGAACAGCAGAUGGAAGCAUGGUGUUUCGUUUGCAGGAAGGCGUGGGUAUUGCUACUAAUAAUGUUGCCGAAUAUCGUGGUGCCAUUUUGGGGUUGAAAUAUGCUCUGCAAAAGGGGUUCAAACAUAUACAGAUUCAAGGAGACUCUAAACUUGUCUGCAUGCAGGUUCAGGGUCUAUGGAGAACAAAAGUUCAAAACAUGGCUGAAUUGUGCAAGGUGGCUAAAGAACUCAAGGAUCAGUUUGUAACAUUCCAGAUCUGCCAUGUUGAAAGAGACUUAAAUACUGAAGCUGAUGCCCAAGCAAAUCUAGGGAUACAUUUAAAGAAUGGUGAAAUUCAAGUCGAAUGUGACAUCCAAAAGCCUGAAGGAAUCACUGCUUAG
Molecule: messenger RNA, 1079 nt
Organism: Olea europaea var. sylvestris
Lineage: Eukaryota; Viridiplantae; Streptophyta; Magnoliopsida; Lamiales; Oleaceae
Exons: 10
Coding region: 198-1079 (293 amino acids)
Molecular function (GO): nucleic acid binding; RNA-DNA hybrid ribonuclease activity
Source: RefSeq, a predicted model, not a curated record